This is a messenger RNA of Phyllotreta striolata, 640 nucleotides long. The record is from the annotation of a GenBank genome assembly. Lineage: Eukaryota; Metazoa; Arthropoda; Insecta; Coleoptera; Chrysomelidae.
AAACAAAAUUUCGAAAAAAAUGCUAAGGCAAGACAAAAAUUAUUUUUCAUUGCAAAAAUUGUGACAUAAAUAUUUUAAUAAAACAAUUAAAUAAUGAAGUGCAAAAAUUUUUGCUAUCGAAACGUAGUUCUUGAUGAAAUUUCAAACAGAAAGCAUUAAAAUGAAUCCGACGAUACAUAUUUCAAGUUUGUGUAUUUUAUUAUUGAUGAUGUGCACGAAAAUCAACGGCGAUUUGGCUACCAAUUCGAUAAGAAGAUCCGAUUUCGAUUUGAAAACAGCCCAAACUCCAUACCAAUUGAUAGAAUCUCUGAGAAAACAAGUUCUGGAAAAGGAAAACGAAUUGAAGAAAGCCGAAGAAAUCAACAAAAAUUUUGAAAAAAUGAUUCAGCUGGUAAACAUUUUGGGCCAAGUCGAUUCGUUUCUAACGGAACGUACGAGAGCAAUGAUACAAAAACUUGCUAUGCUAACGGGGGCUGAUAAUGGAGAAUUCGAGAAAGAAUACAACAAAAAACAUCCUUUCAAAUGAUUCACGUUAUACUGGCAAUAAUUGUGAAAAAUAUUAAAAAAUUUACCUUACAUACAAAACUAUCGAAUUGUAAUAGUUUCCUAUUAAGAUAUUAGAAAAAGUGCAAUAAAAAAG